Molecule: messenger RNA, 1071 nt
Organism: Solanum lycopersicum (tomato)
Lineage: Eukaryota; Viridiplantae; Streptophyta; Magnoliopsida; Solanales; Solanaceae
Product: transcription factor bHLH36-like
Biological process (GO): regulation of transcription by RNA polymerase II
Cellular component (GO): RNA polymerase II transcription regulator complex
Molecular function (GO): protein dimerization activity; DNA-binding transcription factor activity, RNA polymerase II-specific; RNA polymerase II transcription regulatory region sequence-specific DNA binding
Source: RefSeq, a predicted model, not a curated record
GUACUAGCUAGUAAGUAUAUUUUGAAAUGUUUUCUUUACAAGGAAGUGAUGACUUAUUAAUUCAAAUUCUCUCAAAUACAUGUCAACAGAACAAGAGUUCACUAGAUGCAGUAAUGGAUUUUGCUUCUACGGAUACAAUUACGCGAACUCAUAUUCCUCCGAAUAUUAAUUCACAGAAGAAGAUAAUAUCGAAAAGAAAACUGAGUACUCAUAGUAAUAAAAACGAUGGAAUUGCUUCAGAUGAUCAUUUCAAGCUUAAAAAAAUUAUACAUCGAGAUAUUGAACGUCAAAGAAGACAAGAAAUGGCUGCGCUCUAUUCUUCUCUUCGUUCUCUCCUUCCUCUACAAUAUGUCAAGGGAAAGCGUUCAGUAUCUGAUCAUAUGCAUGAAGCUGCGAAUUACAUAAAAGAAAUGCAAGGAAACAUAAAGGAAUUAGAGAAACGGAGAGACUUGCUGAUGAAGUCAAUUCGACAUGGAAAUGAAAAUGCUGACAAAAAUAACAGAUUCACAGAUUGUACUGUCACAGUUAGCCCCUGGCUGCAGGAAGGUAUAGAGAUCUCAAUCAGCGUCGAUUGUGAAGGGAAAACUUUUCCUCUUUCAAAAAUUCUGGGUGAGCUUUUGAAACAAGGGCUUAAUGUGGUGAGUUGUGUUUCUGCAAAAGCGGAUCAAAGGUCACUCUACUCAAUUCACACUGAGGCGUGUGAUAUGAACAACAUUGAUCACUUGGCAUUGCAACAAAAAGUGAUUGAUAUGAUCAACCUGGACUUAUAGUUCUCAGUUUACAAUUAAUAACAUAUCAUGCAACUGCAUUUCUACAAGCUUUUUACCAUGAGGCACAUGGUCUGAUAUUGUCAAAAUUAGAUUUAUUUUUUUUUAAAAAAUAAAUAAAUAAAAUUUGGCAGUAAUUAGACUUUUUUUAUUAAAAAUAAAUAAAAUAAAAUUUGGCAGUAGGGUUUUUGGGGGUUUGUAGAGAAUGCGUUGGUACAGCUUAAUUUCACUAAUGGUCUGGUGUUGAAAAUUGCGAUGUAUAUAAAGCAAUGAUGAAAAUAAAGGAUUUUCUGCAUUUCUACUU